CCCAAGGUUGUUACCUUGUUUUUAGGAUUUAAUUCCUUUACAGUGGUUAUUUAUUUAAGCGGCACUUCCUCUUGCCGCCGCUGGCCGGAGACCGGAAUUUCAGGGACGCAACAAGUUCCCCUGGCUUGCCGAUUUUAGGGGAAACAAAACAAGUCUUUUCAAAGAGAAAUGGAAAACACCGCUUUUGAUUCGAGUUUCCACCGCACUUUGAAAUACUUACUAGCUACACAAUUUCUGUCAAGGGGAAUCCCGUUCGUAUUCAAUUCCUGGAUUGUUAGACAUCUAUCAGAAGAAGAUUAUGUGGUUUGUGCUGUACAAUUCCAUCUGUUUGUGACCUGCAUAUUGUUUAUGAGUAGAGAGGGAUUCAGGCGAGUGUGCAUGAGGGAAGAUAUUAUGUGGGAUGGUAGUUUAGCAGCAGGAGAAACUGAAGCCCAGGUUUUGAAAAUCGCCUGGAUGACCUUCCCAUUAGGGGUACUGGUCACAUUUUUGGCUUGUUUGAUUGUAUUCUGGUGGCAAGGUCUGGGUUAUUCCAGUCCUUAUGGACGAGCUAUAUUGAUUAAUGGUUUUGCCUGCAUUCUUGAGCUACUGGCAGAACCCUUUUUUAUUUUGGCCCAAAAAUUGGCUCUUCUCAAACUGCGGCUGAUUGUUGAAACUGCUGCCACUCUUUCACGUUGCAUAGUAACAUAUGCUCUCAUCCUGAAGCAACCGAGCUCGGAGAAAGCGAUUGUAUUUUCAAUGUCACAGGUUGCGUAUGGAGCAUCUAUUUUCAUAGGCUACUGGGCUUACUUUCUUCUGUGCCAAUUAUACACAACUCGUGUUCUAUUUCCGUUCCGGAUGGGAAAUACAAAAAACUAUGAUCAACUGCUUGUGAACAUGUGCUUGAUGCUUAAUCUUCAAUCCGUUCAGAAGUUGAUUCUUCAGGAAGGUGAAAGGAUGGCCCUUGUAUGGUUUGAUACACCAUAUAACCAAUCAGUAUAUGGACUUGUAGACAAACUAGGGAGCCUAGUGGUGAGGCUGAUUUUUCUUCCCUGUGAAGAAAGCUCAUAUGCAACGUUUGCAAGGCCUGCAUCAGGAGAUCGAGAUUGGAAAAAGGAGAAAUUGGGAAGGAGUCUGACAGAUGCGCUGAAGCUUGUUUUGCUUAUUGGUCUAGUUGUUAUCGCAUUUGGUCCAAGCUAUUCAUAUUCCCUCAUCAGAUUGCUGUAUGGUAGAAAAUGGAGCGAUGGAGAAGCUACCAAAGUACUCCAAUGUUAUUGCCUUUAUGUGAUAGUUUUGGCCAUGAAUGGGACGUUUGAAGCAUUUCUACAGGCAGUUGCAACAAAGAAAGAACUUAAACGGUCAAAUGGUUCAUUGCUUGCCUUCCCAUUGAUAUAUGUGAUCAUUAACGUCUUGCUUAUCAGAUCAGCAGGCACAAUUGGAUUGAUUUUAGCAAACUCUGUGCAUAUGAUCUUGAGGAUAGUUUACUCAGCGGUUUUCAUCAAAAAGUAUUUCAAGGAAUCAUCAUCCUUUGCGUUUAGAGCUUGCUUGCCUGGAGGUUAUGAAUUUUUGUUGGUUUCAGGAGUAGCCACCUUCAUACUUGAAAAGAUGUACCUUAACCGAGACAGCUUCUCGGCCACCUUUACUGUUCACUUCUCAUUUGGUUUAUUCUGUUUUCUUGUGGCCACUUUCAUAAUCUAUCAAAAGGAGAGGCCUUUUAUCGCGAAAAUUAUACGCUUCCGCGAACACGCUGAUUGAAUGUGCUAAAGAAUUACAUCUUGCUCAAUAGGGUUUGUGAAAAGUUUUGCUCUAUUUCAAGAUCAACGAAUCAUAAGCGCUGAGGAUUAAAAGGAUAUUAUUGUCUAAUGAUGCGAGGAUUACGAGCAUUUCUGGUAUACUAUGCUUGCUACCAGUUGUUCACCCCAAUCUUUUUACAAUUCAUUUGCCUUCCAUACAAUUAUGUCACGGAAUUUGUACAACCAUAUGUUUUGUAUUCAAUCCUCUUGAGUGUUGAACCUAUCUAGUAAAGUAGAUAAUUUUUGUUUUUCAAAAAAAAAAGUUCUGGCUAUUUAAGCCUUCAUUUUCUUUAGUUUAAUAUACGUACGCUGCAUUGCAUCUACUCUAAUCUCUUCAUAGUUUUAGUUGACAUUUAGUAUCAGAGACUUAUGGAAUCUUUCCUUGGGCCGUUUGAGUGUUUUCGUGAGAGUGAAACACAGAUUUUAGAUUGACCAUCAACAUGUAGAACAACAAUGGAAAUGUAAGUUUUCUAAAUCAGUUGCGUAUCUUUAAAGAGGUGAAUUUUCUUUUUCGGGGUCUGAAAAUGAAAACUCUUUUUAAAUCACAAGAGCUAUGGAGCUGUGUGGAGAAUGGAUUUGAAGAUGAUGGCACUGAAGAACCAGAUCAGACCUUAAGGGACAGAAGAAAAAAGGAUGCAAAAGCUCUUUAUAUCAUUCAACAUUUAUCUGGUUGAUGCUGUGUUUCCACGCAUUGGAGCAACUUUUACAGCAAAAGAAGCAUGAAAUAUUUUUACUCAAGAAUAUGUAGGAGACAAGAAGGUAAUCACUAUGCGAUUACAAUCUUUGAGAAGAGAAUUUGAAAACUUCCAAAUGAAGAAAAAGGAGACUGUCCCAGACUACCUAUCAAGGAUGUCAACAAUAGUCCAUGCUUUCUGAAUUGGAUAGUUAUUUAUUGCUAAUAACAUGCACAAUGUGGUUGUUUUCUACAAAUAGUUCUGAUUCUGAAUGCAUUUUGGGGAUUGUUUUGAUUGAAAAAUAAACUUUGGCCCUUAGCUUGGUCCAACUUGUUUUAGAGGGAGGGGAGAAAAGUGUAGUGAUGGCCUAGUGGGUCUUGUUUGGUCGAGCAGCUUUAGAGAGGAGGGGAGGAAAGUCUAGUAAUGGGUGGCUAAUGUGUUGGGUUGGGGAGUCAGGGGAGGGCAUGAAGGAAAAUAGAUGAGCUAAGAAGCACCUCAAAACUCCUGAUAUAUGGCUCCCCAAAUUUAGGGAUUUCGGAGUUAAUAUAGUUUUCCUUUUAACUCGUACCCUUUUUAAUCCUCAGCUAGUAAGCUAUUCCAUAUUAUUAUUAUUAUUCUUAUGCCUGUUGAUUGAUAUAUUUUUACUUGCAACAAAAAUAUCAUCAAAUAAUCAAAUAUAAUAUUUUGACAUGUUUAUUUCAAAUAGUAGUUCCUCACCCUAUGUUGAACCAAACAUAAAUGAGUAUUCUUUUACUUGUUUUUGUUUACUUUUAAAGUGAGAUCUAUUUAUUUAUAUAUUAGAGAAUGAGGAAAAUUAAACAAAAGGGUAGGAAGGUUAGGCUAAGACUCCCUCUCCUAAGGGCAUACCCUCCCCGAAAUACAUGUCUAAAGCCCAAAAUCAUAAUACCACAACCUAGAUAAACCACAUGAUUUCCCCAAAUGGCUUAACCUGCUGAUUUUACAAGAUCAGGUGCCUAGAACAACCUGGUGUGUUCAUGCCCUCAAAACAGUCUUUUAAUGCUACUGGAUCAAAUAACAACCCCCAAAAUCAAAAGCUUUCCUUUGUGGCUUGACCACAUUCAUACUAGCUGGUUGAACCCAUAUUUGUCCUGCUUUGGUUAUUUUUGCUGCCCACCUUGUAAUUACAGUAGUGUUUGCCCCAGUGUUUGCCCCUUGUAUUAAUUCCUCUUCUUCCUUCCCUUCUCCUCCCUCCUCUCUUUUGAAUCAAACAAGGGCUUAUCAAAAAUGUUAUGAAUAACUAUAUACGUUCAAUGUGGUUUGUUUUUCCAUGUGUUGCCUACGUUCGCUAGCACGGGGACAACUAGAUGUGCUUGAACUAACAAUGAAGGAAUACAAUCUCCGCUCUCGAUCUCCCUAUCUGCACUUGCCUAUAGAUUAUUGUGUUGUGGCUGGGCUUGACAAGGACUCGAGGUUGAUUCUUAGAGGUCCGUACGCUAAUCAAGGUGUAUCCCUAAAGUGUGCAGUGGUGGCAACUGGCAACACGACAUACUCGGUGAUCACUAGAGGGUGGCCAGAAUUCAUUGCCACAACCAAUCUGAAAGUUGGGGAUGUUUGCAUUUUCAAACGCCUAGACAUAGGAACCUCUGAUGCCAUUGUAUUAGAUGCUGAAUUUGGCAAUCAGGGAUAAUAAAACUGGGGCAAGCACUUAGCUCUCUUACCUUGUAAAACAACUUCCUUAUUGAG
Molecule: messenger RNA, 4147 nt
Organism: Cuscuta epithymum
Lineage: Eukaryota; Viridiplantae; Streptophyta; Magnoliopsida; Solanales; Convolvulaceae
Source: the annotation of a GenBank genome assembly